Molecule: messenger RNA, 2718 nt
Organism: Mercurialis annua (annual mercury)
Lineage: Eukaryota; Viridiplantae; Streptophyta; Magnoliopsida; Malpighiales; Euphorbiaceae
Product: probable protein S-acyltransferase 22
Exons: 9
Coding region: 531-2405 (624 amino acids)
Biological process (GO): peptidyl-L-cysteine S-palmitoylation; protein targeting to membrane
Cellular component (GO): Golgi apparatus; endoplasmic reticulum
Molecular function (GO): protein-cysteine S-palmitoyltransferase activity
Source: RefSeq, a predicted model, not a curated record
AGCUUUAAAAGAGAGGGAGGGAGAGGUAGGUGGUGGAAAUAAAAGAGAAAAAGAAAGAAAAGAGAAACUAAUGAAAUGUCUGGUUGCAGUGUGGCCUAGCCUGUUGUGACACAUGAUUUCCCCAGGCCAAAAGGUAACGCUACAAACAAGAAAAUAAAGCUGAAGCUAUCACUCCUACCAAUCCUAAUUAUGGCCAUCAAAAGCUCUCUCUCUCUAGAUCUUUGUUUUGCUUCCAAUGCCCAACACACUAAACAACAAAACUAAAUCCUAAUUCAAAAGUUCAGAUUUUUUUAUUGAGUCUCUCUUGUUUGUCUCCCAUAACCUUUGGCUAUGUUUGAGUGAACCAGACAAAGUUUUCUUUAUUCUCCUUCCAUGGCUUCAAAGAAUGGUUUUUUCUGAUACCCAAAUGAGGAAAGUUAAAGAAUUUAAGUAAAACCCAAGUCUUUUCUUCAGUUUUUCUUCUAACCCUUUUGUUUCUUAUCCCUUACAUUUAUUUGUAUUUUCUGGGUUUGCUGUACUUUGGACUAACAAUGAGGAAAAAUGGAUGGCAGCUUCCAUAUCACCCACUUCAGGUGGUGGCUGUUGCUGUGUUUCUUGCAUUGGGGUUUGCUUUUUAUGUGUUCUUUGCUCCUUUUGUUGGGAGGAAAGUUUUUCAGUAUAUUGCUGUGGGACUCUACACUCCUUUGAUUACAUUUGUCUUUGGCCUAUAUAUAUGGUGCGCAGCAUCUGAUCCUGCAGAUCCAGGAGUUUUUAGGUCCAAAAAAUAUCUCAACAUUCCACAUGAUAGCAAACAAUCCUCUCAAAAGGGUUCUAAGCUAGGUGGGGGCUCAGCUUCAUCUUUGCAUGAUGCAAAUGCUUCUACUGUUGGGGGGAAAUCUCUGGAUAAAGGGUCGGCAGGUGCAGAUCCAACUUCAAAAGACCCUGAUACAGAUUUGGAGCAGAAAAAUGUAACAGGUAGUUCUUGCUUGCAAUUGGCUCUCUUUCCUUGUGCUCUUAUCUGCAAUGGAUGCAGUUCAAGGGACGAAUCUUCAUCACAGCAGAUGAGUGAAGAUGGCAUGUUCUAUUGCAGCUUGUGUGAAGUUGAGGUUUUCAAGUACAGCAAGCACUGUAGAGUUUGUGACAAAUGUGUGGACCAAUUUGAUCAUCACUGCAGGUGGCUUAACAACUGUAUCGGAAAAAGAAACUACAGAAAGUUUUUUACCCUUAUGGUUUCUUCUCUUCUCUUGCUUAUACUACAAUGGGUGACUGGAAUUCUUGUGCUUAUAUGCUGCUUUGUUGAGCGGAAGCGAUUCUCUGCAGAUGUCUCCACCAAAUUAGGAAGCAGUUUCUCUUUGGUUCCAUUUGUUAUUGUAGUGGCAGUUUGCACCAUUUUGGCUAUGAUUGCCACCUUACCUCUUGCUCAACUGUUCUUCUUUCACAUUCUUCUAAUCAAAAAGGGAAUCAGCACGUACGAUUAUAUAAUAGCACUAAAGGAGCAGGAACAGGAGCAACAAGGAUUUGGAGGCCAGCAGAGUCCACAGAUGUCGCCUGCCAGUUCUCUUACUGGAUUGAGCAGUGCAAGCUCCUUUUCUACCUUCCAUCGGGGGGCAUGGUGUACACCACCUCGCUUGUUUCUGGAAGACCAGUUCGAUGUUGUUCCUCCCGAGACUGGGUCUGUGAGUUCCUGGGGAAAAAAGACAGCUGCGGAUGAGCCAAUGAAGAAAAAGAACCCUGCAGCCGUAAAGAUUAGCCCAUGGACUUUGGCCCGAUUAAAUGCCGAAGAGGUUUCGAGAGCUGCAGCAGAGGCAAGGAAAAAGUCCAGAAUCCUGCAGCCUGUAGUGAGGCGUGAACCGCCCUUUGGGGUGGAAGGAGAUAGUAGCUUUGGUAGCAGUGGACGUCGAAUGGUCCCAAGGCCUGACAACAAUAAAAGGCGAGUUAAUAAGAGAGGACGGCUUCUAUCUGACCAGCCAAUGGACCCUGUUACCACGGUUCCAGGUAUAAGUGCUGAGAAAGGUUUUAUGGAGACAUCGACAAGUUUAGCUCCGCUUCAGAUGGAAGCGAGAAGCGCUUUCCAAACUAGCAGAGCAAUGUCAAGUGCAGCUGGGAUUGUCGGUUCUUCUCCAGAAAGCAGUUUAGACUCGCCAGAUAUCCACCCGUUCCGCAUUUCCUCAUCAGGAGCUGAAGACUCAAGGCGGCUGACUGGUUUUUCAGCUGCAGGUAAUGUUUCUCUCAGUGGCAUUCCACUAUCUAGGUCUACUAGUGAUGGAUAUGAAGCUUCAGGUGGUGAAGAUAGUGAUCGGGUCCCAUCCAGGCUUGUCCAGAGAUCGACUAACUGGAGCAACCUUCUUUUCCGUCCUGACGAGGAUGAGGGUGUUUUUAGAUUGAAAGCAUCUUCAUCAAGCCAGGCUAACACUAGAAAGAUUUGAUGAAUGAAGAUUGGUUAAUUUUGUAAUCCGCUCCGAAGAAAAGGCUGGAAAUUCUUUCAUUUUUGGGCCAAAAUUUCAAGGACUAACUGGCCAUUCACCGCACCCACCAUUGAAACAUGGAAUCAGGUUCCUUGCGGAGGGCAUGACAAUGAUACCACACAAACUGCAGUUUGCAUGAGCUCAUUGCUUGCAUUUGGGACUUCACAUGAUAACAGAUUGGUGAUGUUGUUUAUAUUACUCAAUUCUAAUUCCUUGUUGGACUUUUUCUCUGGAAGAUUGAUUACCUUGCUAUUGGAUGCCUUUUGUUUCUUAA